CACACACACACACACACACACACACACACACACACACACACACACACACACACACACACACACACACGCACGCACACACACACACAAACUCAUUUCACAAGUCAAGUGUCCUGUGCUGGUGGUGUUCUGGUGAAGGGGUGGCGUCUGAUUGACAGACUGGGUGUCAGAGAAGAAGGUAGAUAACUGUAUCUUUCCCUGCUCAGUUAAAGGUCAAACACACGUAGCUGUAAUUGGAAUAUUCACAAGACAACAACCAUGGUUCAAGGCAGAGGGGAUGGAAUGACCAGAUAAGGCAGAGAAGGAGAGGAAAACAGAGGUGUUUCAUAAGCAACACGAUGGAGAGAUGGCGGCCGGUUUAGAAAGUAGUCCUCACGGAAAGUAACGGAGCUAAUGUGAAGAAAAGUAAUCACAAAAACCUGCACAAACCAAGCUAUUAAAGAGGUCCUUUACUCAUGUUUUAAUGCAUUUGCAGUGAUCUCUGAUAGGACUUAAUCAUUUGUAAGUUGUACUCUGGUGCGCCUGUUUCAGCACGAAUAAUUCAGCCAGAGGAGAAAGUAGCUUCAGAUGGCAGGAUUUGGAGUCUUAUUUCCUGAUCAUCUCAACUCUGAUUGGCUAACAGCAACAUGACUCCACGUCUGAGUGAGUUUGCUCUGCAACGUUGAUGUUUUAUCUCAAAUAACAAAAGCCUAAAUGAGUUCUGAUGUGUGGUGGAGUUGCUAACGCUAACAGUUAGCUUCUGCUAGUUCAACUUGAGACGUUCUCUGUCUCCUGGACGCUAAAGUAAUAACAGCCUUCCCCAUUGCGAGUCAAGAUGGGUGAGUCCAUGAAUGUUAAGUGACGGUGUGAUGUCACGCUGUCGGGCUUUUCUGGUCCCAGAGCUCCGGCGUCUAUUUUCUAUCAGAAGCAGAUGCAGGAGAUAGGUGUAGGAGACUAUUUUCAUGUUCAGCCUGCAUGAAAAACUCAGAGUGACAAAUCAUUUUCAAAAAUAAUAAGUAAAAAAAAAAAUUUAAAUGUUCAUUCUGGCUGGAAAAGGAACUGUAUUAAAAUGCUCACCUUAUAGAAUUAAUAACGUAAAAAUGUGCAGCGCAUUAUUUAGUCUGCCCACAUGUUUGGAUAUAAGAACCAUCAUGUGACAUGUUAUUUUAUAUCUAACAACAAGAACAGUUUGGAAAGUGAUCCCCAGAAAAGAAAGAAAGGGCUCGUCUAUGACUGAAGUGAGUUCACUUACAGCCGGGGUCGGAGUGCUCUCUCACUCAUCGACCACAUGAAGAGGGUAACACUUAGACUCAACACUUAACCUGAGCUCUGCAGGACGAGGCAGACAGACACUCGUACUAUUGACCCGCAACAGCAGAGCCCUCAAGAUGGGGUUAUAUACAGAACUCAAUCAGCACACAGGCUUGACUCGUGGUUCAAUCUGAGCUGUAGAAACACAAUUCCACAGGACAUUUUCCUCACUUUUCCUUUAAAAAGCAAAGACAAGUCACGCCGUAGAUGGAUUAAUGAUGCCGCGGCAUAGAUCUUUUAACAUCCGUUAUCUUAUGUCGAGUAAGCACACAUUUAUGUCAACAUAUUCAUUUAUUUUCAGCAGCCUCUGCACAAAACUGGCUUUGUUGUUAUAAUCAGCUUGUCAGUUGCCCCUGGCUUUUUUCUCCUCUACUGUGAGCCUAAGCUUUGUCAAUACACAAGCUUCAUAAAAUCUACUUCAUUCUAUAUCUGAUGUUCCGACAAGAACGUAGAGAAAAUUCCUUAUCACUUAUAAUCACUGCAGACGUGUUUCCUCUUCGUUGUACAUAAAAUGUCAGGCUUGUGUGGGAUUGAUGACACACUUUGUAUUUUAAUUUUCUCUUCAUUGGGCUUGGCCACAUUUUAAAUGUUGGUGUCCAGACACGUUUAGCUUUAAAGAGCAUAAGAAGACGUUUUGGUCAUUUUGAAGUUUCUUUGUCAUUUCCAUGUAGAAAAUGAGUGUUACUGUCAACAUUGUUCCUGAACGGCCUCGGUUCAGAUCCAGAAGUUUACCCUCUUCUGGACUGAUGAGCCCUUGUCUAGUUCAACUUCAGCCAGAGUUAAUCCUGCCUUCUUAAAAUAUUUCUGAAACUUAAUUAAAAUGUCCUAUUUUUGUUUUCCAUGUAUCUUUCUCUCGUUACACCCACACACAUUCCCUUCUACUUUUUAUUUGUCUUUAUUUUUUUCCUUAUUUUCUCUUAAGUUACAUACUGUGGAGGUUUUGCGGUUAUCGGAAUGGAUUUUGUCAAAAGGCUCGAUUGAAGAACUGCUGUCAAGAUCAUGGACACAUCCAUGGCGCUACAAGCAGCGAGGCAGUUACUCUUGCAGCAGCCAGGCAGUGGCCUGAAAUCUCCAAAGAGCCAGGACAAGCAGCGUCCACUGCAGGUUCCAGUGUCGGUGGCCAUGAUGAGUCCCCAAGUGAUCACGCCACAGCAGAUGCAGCAGAUCCUUCAGCAGCAGGUGCUUUCCCCGCAGCAGCUCCAGGCCCUGCUCCAGCAGCAGCAGGCUGUGAUGCUGCAGCAGCAACACCUGCAAGAGUUUUACAAGAAACAGCAGGAACAACUUCAUCUGCAGCUUCUCCAGCAGCAGCAUCCUGGCAAGCAGGUUAAAGAGCAACAGCAGCAGCAGCAGCAGCUGGCCGCCCAGCAGCUCGUCUUCCAGCAGCAGCUCCUGCAGAUGCAGCAGCUCCAGCAGCAGCAGCACCUGCUCAACAUGCAGCGGCAGGGCCUGCUCUCGCUGCCUGGGCCUGCUCCGGGCCAAGCCGCCCUGCCCGGACAGACCCUGCCCCCGCCAGGUGGUCUGAGCCCCGCAGAGCUCCAGCAGCUGUGGAAGGACGUGACCGGAGGAGGCGGCCACUCCAUCGAGGACAAUGGCAUCAAACACAGCAGCAGCGGCACCGGCACUUGCACCGGCGUAGGUGGCGGCGGCUUAGACCUCUCCACCAACAACUCCUCCUCAACUACCUCCUCCUCCAACCCCGCCAAAGCAUCGCCGCCCAUCUCUCACCACUCCAUGACCAACGGACAGUCGCCCGCCCUCAACCACAGAAGAGAGCGGGAACGGGAGAGGGAGCGAGAAAGUUCGCUACACGAAGAAGGUGGAGGAACCCACCCCCUGUACGGUCAUGGUGUGUGCAAGUGGCCUGGCUGUGAGACCAUGUGCGAGGACUUUGGACAGUUUUUAAAGCACCUAAACAGCGAGCACGCCCUCGACGACCGGAGCACGGCCCAGUGUCGAGUCCAGAUGCAAGUGGUGCAGCAGCUGGAAAUACAACUUUCUAAAGAGCGUGAGCGUCUUCAGGCGAUGAUGACCCACUUGCACAUGCGGCCCUCAGAACCCAAGUCAUCUCCCAAACCACUUAAUUUGGUGUCCAGCGUCACCAUGUCCAAGAACCUGCCCUCAGCAUCGCCCCCUAACUUACCUCAGACCCCCACCACGCCCACAGCCCCCAUCACACCCAUGGCCGCCAUGCCACAGGUGCCAUCGGUGUUGGGAGGAGCCAACGUGCCCAGCAUGGGAGCCAUGCGCAGACGCCACUCGGACAAAUACUCCAUGCCUUUGUCGUCGGGUGGUGACACAGUAUUUAUUUUUCCAGAGAUUGCCCCAAACUACGAGUUUUAUAAGAACGCAGAUGUCAGACCGCCAUUUACGUAUGCAACCCUCAUAAGACAGGCUAUCAUGGACUCUGCAGACAUGCAGCUAACGCUCAAUGAAAUCUACAGCUGGUUCACGCGCACAUUCGCCUACUUCAGACGCAACGCUGCAACUUGGAAGAACGCCGUCCGCCACAACCUCAGCCUGCACAAGUGCUUCGUUCGUGUGGAGAACGUGAAGGGGGCGGUGUGGACAGUGGACGAGGUGGAGUAUCAGAAGCGCCGGUCGCAGAAGAUCACAGGGAGUCCAUCUCUUGUAAAGAACCUGCCCUCCAGUCUCGGUUAUGGAACUGCACUAAAUGCCAGCUUACAAGCCGCCCUGGCGGAGACCUCCCUGCCUCUGCUGGGGACCCCCGGGCUCAUGAGCAGCGCCGCCGGCCCAAUGGGAGGCAGCUGCCACGGCCUCCUCGGGGGAGACCUGUCCGGACACACCGGGUCAAGCCCACCUGGGCUCUUAGGUGGGAGUCCACCUGGACUGCUGGGCAUCAGCCCUCCUGGCACGCUGAGUGGCAGCCCCCCCACCAUGUUGCAUUCGGUCCACGAUGAGCUCAAUGGCUCACUCGACCACCUGGACACCAACGGACACAGCAGCCCCGGGUACUCCCCUCCGGUACACAUGCCACCCAUUCACGUGAAGGAGGAGCCUCUCAAUAUGGAUGAUGACGACUGUCCGAUGUCACUCGUGACGACAGCUAAUCACAGUCCGGAGCUGGACGACGACCGGGAGCUGGAGGAAGGGAACCUAUCAGAAGACCUGGAGUGACGAGGAGGCCAAUUUUCUUACGUUGAUGUUUCCCUUCUCCCACACAAACCUGCAAAACUAAAAACAAAAACCACUCCACAGUCCAAAAACACCACAGCUCUUUAUCUUUCACCACUGGGACUAUUUAUUGAGCAUGUAUCCGAUCCAGAGGAACUCUUUGUUGCAGACCUUUGGGUCUCCCAAACGUGACAGACAUGAGAUGUCUGUUGUACAGGAAAAUAAAAGAAACACUAACAAACUCUCUGAGACCUGUUCUAUCUGGGGUGGCAUGGCCACAUACGGGACAGCGAACUCGUGGACGGGGAGGAAACGCAAGACAAAUAAGUGAAUCAUGUUCUGUUGAAAGCUAGCGGCCUCAUAUACUGCCAAAAAAGAAGACAUUUUAUGUUUGUGAAUAAUCUUACCCACAGUAGUCGUUAUUGUCUAGAGACAAUUGCUGGUUCAAUUCAAGUUGUUGCUCUGUUAUCAUUUGCACAGGAGUAGUCUCAGAAACUUGUGUCACUGCCUGUAUGUUGCUAUUAUUAUUAUUAUUAUUAUUAUUAUUAAAACCAGUGUAUCAUUUAUAGCUUUUAUUAUUUGAAACCAUUGUCCAUUUCCAAUUUAAAUUUUUUAAGACGACUGUAAAUGCCAUUCCCCGAAACACAACCAGUACUAAGACUGUUGCAACUGUCCAGAAAAAAAAGUUGGCUUCCAGUUUUGUCCGUGAUUAAAAAAAAAAAAGGAAACCAACUGGAAACAAAGAAAGUUUGUUGAAAAAGCCUAAUUUUACGAAACAAAUGCAUUUCUGCUAAUUUUCUUCUUGCUCUUCUUACCUCGGCGUUCUUAAAGCUUUGUCUACCUGGCAACAGUCACAGGCAACAGCUAGAAACCAAAGCCAACGUUAGCAAUGGCCAAUAGCUUACAAACAGAAGCCGCCAAACUCUUCUUGUUCCGCCUUCUGUGACUUUAAACUAGAGAAGCUUUCGCUCCGCAAACUACCUUGGGUUAACCUCUGGGAUUGUUUACCUUAGACCUAUACAAAUAUUAGAACCACAGAGCAGAAACAAAUGCUGAUGUUCUUUUGUUUCCUUUAAAUGUCCAUUUUGGUGAUCUUCUGCCAGGCGUUCUGCAGGUAAAAGUGAUGUGAUAUUUCAGCUGCAAAGCAUUUCUUUUCUUUUUUUUAUGCUGGUAGAGAGCAGCCAACUGUAAAGGUGGAAAAUGACCAAAAUCUUCAGCGGAAGUGCAGAAACAUUGUGUUGUUGUGAAAUUUUGUUUUGUUUUUUCCAUUUUUUUUUUUGGUCACGCCAUGCAUGUCGGACGUUUUCUACCUUGAUUGUUUGGCAGAUAUUUUUGAAGCUGGUGAACAUGUUGUUGUUUUAAUCGGGACUGUCACGUCUUUUACUUCCGUGGAGGUUUUUCUUCUGAGCCGCAUCGAAACUGAAAAACAAUGCUAACCAAACAUGAAAAAUAUCUAGUGAAGCCAAAUAAUUUCAAGCUAAUAUGAAACGAUGUGGCUUGGUCACCGCGCAGAAGCAAACAGGAAUAGCCAUUGCAGAAGAGGAUAUCAAAGGUAACCUUUUCUAGGUGAUAUUUGCUUUAAUUUAAAUACUCAUAAUGUGUGUGUGCGUGCGUGUGUGUGUGUGUGUGUUUGGGGGGAUGUCAUGCUUUCUGAACUAAACAUGGUCUGUAUAGGAAGCCAGCUUUUUAUAAAACACACACUGUAUUCACCGAUUUUAGUGGAAACUGCGUCCCAUGGUUUUUCCUCUCAGCCUAUGUCAUCUAGAGAAGUGUUGUUGCUUUAAUGGUCGUUUGUUUUCAGUAAACCAAAGUUACACAAACUUCUGCCUCCUCUUGUAUGGGAUAAAGAAAAACAACAACUACACACGCACACACUGAGAAAGACCCUGACUUUCAACCGUCUGCAGAAAAAACAUCAGAGAACCAUCCGCUUGACCUGACCAAAAUGGAGACACACUGUGCUUAUUGUUGCUUUCUAGUGUAAGGCAAACAGCCCAGGAACUGUUGAGAAAAGGGCCCAGAACAAUUAUUAUUAUUAUUAUUAUUAUUAUUAUUAUCCCAUCAAUACAGAGCUGGAGUCAGCAAAAACGACUUGAAUAUGUGUUUUAAAUAAUCCUACCACACCAAAUAGCAACAACGUGUCAUGGAAAAAAAGGGUUCUCCCACUUACCCAAAAAGGCUUUCUAAAAGCUUCUACCUCUGCACAACAAACAAAUUCAGAGCAAUUAAACCUGAUUGCACGAAAACACCACAAGAGCUGUUACACUUUACUAGUGGCUCGUUUACAUUCCCGGCGUCAAGAAACACGGAGGAUGUGCAUCGUAACAGGUUGUCCGCAAACAUUUGUAGAAUGAUGAUGUAUAGAUUACCUGUAAGGGAGUAUUGUGUUUUAAAAUGCAUGUCUAAAAAGAAUUAUUUGGUGGACUGGAAAAAAAAAACAAUAAUAAAAAGAAUAUCAUGAAGUGCAUCAGGACGAUGGCCUAAAUGUACAACACGUGCAUUACCUCAGAGGGAUAAAACCUGUCAGCCACAGAAUGCAUAUUACCUGUAGAUUUGCAUGGGUUUUGUAUAAAUUAAAUAAAAGAAAAAAAAGUCUAAAAUAGUUGCUUGCACAUAAUACCAGAAAGACCUCCAGAACUGCGAUCUUGCUCCUCCACUAGAAUUUAGGAUUGUCUGGAUUUUCUGGGUUGAUUUUGUCUGUAUUUUGAUAACUGUGCAUACUUAUGUAAAAAGGACCCAAAAAAACAGAAAAAGAAGAAAAAAAAUACAUGUUGGUGGACCCAUAAAUUUACCAGGCUUUUUUCUAAGAGGAAAAAAAAUCUGUGUUUCUUUUCCGACUUACCUGAAUUUUUACUGUUUCAUUGCUCGCUAAGAAUAGCAAACCUGCUUUUUUCUGCAUCUGCUUUGCGUAGCUGUAAGGCUUAACCUAAUGUGUGUAUUUAUUGCUUGUACCUCUGUGCAUACUUUAUGAAGCAUUAUGUCUGGCAGUUGAGUCAUGUAUCCUUUCUACUGCUAUCCUUCUCUAAGAAUUGAGAAUAUGAUCCCCCUAUGUAUACAGUAAAUUGGGACCGUAGCAAACAUAUGUUUAUGUAAUUGGUGAUUUUUUUUAUUUUUAUUUCCUUUUAAUCGAGAUUCAACAACCUUUUUUUAUACUUCUCAUUACUGUGUACUGUGUCCAUAUGUUAAAGGUUCUCCGACAUUAGAAGGUCAUGGUUGAGAAUUGUAACAGACAUUAUUUUCUGUAUUCAUGGCAUUUCACUGCUGAAUAAAAUAAAGGACCAAAACUUGGAA
This is a messenger RNA of Nothobranchius furzeri (turquoise killifish), 7710 nucleotides long. Lineage: Eukaryota; Metazoa; Chordata; Actinopteri; Cyprinodontiformes; Nothobranchiidae. The record is from RefSeq and is a predicted model, not a curated record.